CGCAUGUGUGUGUGUGCGCAUGUGUGUGUGUGUGUGUGUGUGUGUGUGUGUGUGUGUGUGUGUCCAGUAGAUUGACAGAAAGGAGAUGGAAGCGGCGCCGCGCUUGUUGAUAACUGCAGCAUGUUCUCACAUCGAAGGGUCGGGGCCCUCAUUACACAUUGGCUCGCCGUCGGGAGCACAGCUGUUGGGUUUUGGCUGGUGCUGCCUGUCCGGGCUGCACAAAACCAGCUGUGCAAACAAACGCAGACAGACAGACAGACAGACAGACAGACAGACACCGUAAUGGCAGCAGGGGGAACGGAGCGGUAGUUUCAGGUAGACUUAAAAGCAAACAUGCACCACGGCACGCACUCAGAAGUAAACACACGCUGACAUGCGCCCAGGGGGGAGACGUGCGUGAGGCAUGAGGAAGUUGGGACCAUGGCAGUGGUAUGAGUCGUGUGGGUGGAGGGGGAUUAUUAUGGUGCAGAUAAUCACAAUCGUGGGAUAUUACCGCGACUCUCCUUGGGGGGGGAGCACAUUUUACAGCUUCCUAACACCCCAGAUUGAGCUAAGAAAGAAGGAGAGUGGGGGCAGUAAAAAUAGUUUGACACCCUCGAGGUCCAGCCGGCAAUCUCCUCUCCGCCCUUGCCCAUAAAACCCUUUGAAUUCCCUCCUCAAAUCCCCCCCCCCCCCCAUCUCCGCUGGACUCUCGGUUCCAGCUUUGCACCGAGUCAAGUUGCUGUGUUUACCGCUCGUGGUAUCCCUCUAUCAUUUGUACUUCUAUUUCCGCAAAAGCCUUUGAAUGGUGCUCUAAUCAGGACCCGACAUCGGUUGGCCUGGACUUGACGCAACAACACUUAGAAGCCUGAGCCACACAAACAAGACUGGCCUCUCACUCGAGACGCAAUCUCCUUCUCUCUGGCUUCGCUUCCCGGCCAAAGUACUUCUCCGUGUUCUCAGCAGCGUGGCGGCGUAUCGAUGCCGGAUCGAGAUCAGCCUGCUGGACUGGUGCGUUAACGUGGGGCCGAACCAGACACAGUCGUGAAGAUGCAAUAGAGACUAGUGACCACUCUCACUUCCCCUACAUUCACGGCACCAAUUGUCAAGCGUGUAAGAGCACUUGCGCUCAUAUUAUGUGUGUGUUUGUGUGUGUGUGUGUGCUUGUUUGGACACCACCUGUCAUUAAACCAGCACUUUAUUCUUCUGUUGAUAUGAUGUAAUACAUCCAGUUCCCCUGCUGUCUACCCCAAGGAGCACUGUGUUCCCUCCUGUCACAACAUAAAUACCACAUUUAUUUAAUUCUGCCUUUUUUAAGGAUGAAAAAGUCCCUUUUUUCAUUUAAUGACAAAUUAAGAAAGCUGUGGGAAAAGGACUUUUUUCAGGUCUGAUCUUGUAUUCUUCCCUCCCCCAUCUGUAAUAAGCAAUGAUCAACAAGCUGUUAUCUCUUCGCUUGUUCUCCGCUAUCACAGUGUAUUGCCCGGGGAUGAAUGCUCUCCCCUCGGAGAAGAAAACAGAGCCUGGAGAAAUUAGCAUUUUCUGACAGCCAUUGCUCAUAGAGCUAAUCCUGUCAAGGAAUGUGUGGCUACGCUAUCAGUGCAGGCGAGGGGUCGCCGUGGCCCAUGCCUGCACACCAGGCUCUUAUCAGGCAGGGUAAACACACCAGGGUCUGCAUUAAAUAAGUGUCACAGUCAGUGGGGGCGGAGCGGGCCGAGCCCCCCUGCCAGGCUCCAUGCAGAUAAUCCCUCUCAGAAACCCUGUUGGUCAGACCCAGCUGUGGCCUGUGGCUCAGGUGUAGGGAAAGUGGGGGAGGAGAGGUAUUGUUCAGGCAGCGGUGUAGGUUACAACACAAGCCACACCAAUUCCACAUCAAUGCAGAUACAUUUGAAAAAGGCUCUUUGUGUAGCAGAUAUUUUCUGUCCAAACACGCAUUUUUCAGGUCAAUUCACAAACGUUAAGAUACCAAAACCAGUAGAAAAAUGCUUAAGAUUGCACGUCCGUGAAACGAUGGGGCGGGACAGGUGAAUCCGCCGACAUAGACAAGUUGUCAGAAUCUGCGUCCACAGAAAGCGUCCUUCCGGGACGUCCCAAUCAUUUAUCAAACAUGCCUGAUAUUUUUAUACGUGGUCUUUCUUUUAUUUUUAUUUGCACUGAGCCAAAUAUUCUCUCUUGCCAGUGUGAAGGUGAAAUAACAGUCAUAUCAUGUGAGAUGUCCUCACAUUUAGCUCUAGUGGGUGCUUGGCCCUAAUCUCCACCAUCGAACACGCACAGGCAACUUGAGCCGACGGCUGAACUCCAGAUCACAUGACAAUCACAGGUCGGUGCUUUUGAAAAGCUCAGUUUACCUGUCAACACCACGACAUGAGACCGGCGAUGUGUUUGUGAAAGGUCUGGAUGUUUAUUUUUUUUUUUUGUGGCAGCAUAAUUGCCGCUAUAUUCUUUCAGGAUUGCUAUCUGACUCCGAAGAGGAAAUAUUCAUGCCUCUAGAGUUCUGCUAUGAAAGCUUUGGUAUGGACCCAACAAGCCUGGCGGACGACAGGGCCGCAUAACAAGUUGCAACAAUGUUGCAGAGUAUAGGUGGAGUAACAUUUCACUAGGGAGGUGAUGCAAAACCAGCUUCCUGGACUUUAAUCCACUGAGAAAAAGUUAAGUGUCAGCUACCGUGACUGGGUGCCACUUUUGUUACUUUGUUUGUGCCGGGGGGGGGACAGAGGCGCCUCUCCGGGCAGCACUCGAGGAAGAGUGCGGUGGUGUCACUAAGCGUACAAGGUGGGAAACCUUGAAUAAUGUGGGAUGAGAGUGAGCCAGAAAGGCGAAUCCGAGUCAGCCAGUGGGUCACCAGGAGGUGAGGCUGCCUACUUCCCCUGGGUUCAGGAAAAGUUCAGCCGCAUAGUAUUAGGCAAAUUAGGGAGACAGGGCUGGGGGAGAAAAAAAAAAAAAAUGUGAGGGUAGGGACUGAUGAGAGCAUGGGGGAGAGGGUCAAAUUAGUUGGAAGGAGGAGCCCGAAUAAAGAGUGAGAGCAUAGAGGGGAACUUCCAGGAAAGAAAGAAAAAAGAGCCUGGCGGAUACAGUCUGGUGGUAAAGAUAUGACAGACUCAUUACUGAGCUUAUAUAAAUUAAUCAUGGCCUCAAAUACAUUCUCAUUUAAAGCCCCAGCACCUACAAUUGGAGGGACGGCGGUGGACUCCUCUGGCGCACAGUCCCAUGCCGGGCCCGGGUAGAGAGAGAGAGAGAGAGAGAGAGAGGAGGGGGGGAGAUCUAUGGUGACGUUCCUGAAGGGGUUAAACGUAGGAGGAGCAACGCAUGAAAAGGGACUGAGGGGAGGAAGGGGGAGGGAAAAAAAGAGAAAAGAAGCCUGGUGGAGGUGGAGCCAAAGCUGCUCAGCUGCUGUGCCUUGUCACAUUUUUUUGCAGAACAUGAUCGCCGCACGAUCCGGUGUGGGAAUGAUUUAGGCGCCUCUCUCCGAAUGCAAACAAGGCGGUGCUGCUGCGCGUUUCAAUGGGACCCCGGAUACCGGAGAGCGGGGUCUGACCGAAGGGGGUGGGGGGGGGGGAAGCCGUCGGGUUGUUGUUGUAGCGCACGGAGGGAGACCGGUUCGUUUACGGGGCUGACAGGAGUCCACACCACGGCGGGCGCAAACGGGACGACCGAGCGCAAACCCGAAAGGACCACAACUGCAACCGGACGGAAUUUCCUCUCUGUGAUAUUUGCGCUUCCGUCCCGCUGGUGAUUCCCCGUGUUGCCUGCACGGACUUGGGGGAUCUGUGUUCUCCUCUUCUCUGGGAUUGUGACUCUCUUCUCUCUCUCCAUGGUGUGGAUACAGCCUCCAAUGUUGCUCUCUAUCUGAGCAAGGCCGAGAGGACCGAUAUAUAUUCUGCUGAAGUUCUUCGGGUCGUCCGUCGCUAUAUUAUUGAGUGCAUCUUCCCGACCGCGUUUAUUAUUAUUAUUUUUUAAUCGGACACCAUGCAGACUGUUUUAAAUGAUGUUUUCAUACUGAGCGCAGCCGACUAGGCUCUUUCAGACACUGAUCCACUCCACGCUUUGGGUUUUUGCGCCGUAAAGAAAGAUGCCAAAUGUUCAAAUGUUCCCGCUGUGCUUGGAUUUACCACCUUUCCUUCUAUUUUAAUGCAGUUUCCCCCCCACUCCCUCCUCAGUUUCUACCUCUGCUGGUGGCGAGCUUCAAAAUCCACAAGGCUCGUGUUUUUUUUUUUUUGUUUUGCUGCGUGCGCUGACAAAUAGUUAGUUUUUUGUUUUGUUUUUGACAAUAACCCCCUGCUGUCGUCCCGCUCCGUAUGAUGUAUGAGAGCGUGGACGUGGUGGGACUGAAUCCCAGCCCGAACCCGUUUCUAAUGAUGGAUUACUACAACCAGAGCAGAGGAUGCUUGAUCCCGGAGAAAGGACUGGUGCCCGGAGCGCCACAUCCCUACAGCACGUCCAUCAGGAACCAGCACUGGAACGGCUCCAAUCACUCGAUAGAGACCCAGAGUACCAGCUCGGAGGAGAUAGUGCCAAGCCCGCCAUCACCUCCCCCGCCGCCCCGCGUCUACAAGCCCUGCUUCGUGUGCCAGGACAAGUCCUCAGGGUACCACUAUGGUGUCAGCGCCUGCGAGGGCUGCAAGGGCUUCUUUCGGAGAAGCAUCCAGAAGAACAUGGUGUACACUUGUCACCGAGAGAAGAACUGCAUCAUCAACAAAGUCACCCGCAACCGCUGCCAGUACUGUCGGCUGCAGAAGUGCCUGGAAGUCGGGAUGUCCAAGGAGUUUUCUGGUUCAGCUGCACAAUCCUCGAAAACUGCUAUUUAUGUUGCAGUAAGGAAUGACCGGAAUAAGAAGAAAAAGGAUGAGAAGAAACAGGAGUGCACAGAGAGCUACGUGCUUAGUCCCGAAACAGAGCGGAUGAUCGACCGGGUUCGCAAGGCCCACAAAGAAACGUUCCCGUCUCUCUGCCAGCUGGGCAAAUACACUACGACUAAUAGCUCGGAACGACGUGUAUCUUUGGACGUAGACCUCUGGGACAAGUUCAGCGAACUCUCCACCAAGUGCAUCAUCAAGACGGUGGAGUUUGCUAAGCAGCUGCCCGGAUUCACAACGCUCACCAUCGCUGACCAGAUCACUCUGCUCAAAUCCGCCUGUCUGGACAUCCUGAUACUCCGGAUCUGUACACGCUACACACCGGAGCAAGACACCAUGACUUUCUCAGAUGGACUCACGCUAAACCGAACCCAGAUGCACAACGCCGGCUUCGGUCCCCUUACCGACCUGGUUUUCGCCUUUGCCAACCAACUCCUCCCUCUGGAGAUGGACGAUGCGGAGACGGGGCUGCUCAGCGCCAUCUGUUUGCUGUGUGGAGAUCGUCAGGACUUGGAACAGGCAGAGAAGGUGGAUGUCCUGCAGGAGCCCCUCCUGGAGGCGCUGAAGAUUUACGUGAGGAGGAGGAGGCCCCACAAACCGCACAUGUUCCCCAAGAUGCUGAUGAAGAUCACCGAUCUGAGAAGCAUCAGCGCUAAAGGAGCUGAGCGUGUCAUCACCCUGAAGAUGGAGAUCCCUGGCUCCAUGCCCCCUCUCAUCCAGGAGAUGCUGGAGAACUCGGAGGGCCUGGAAAGCGGUGCCGCAGGCGGCCGGCCCAGUGGUGCCCCCCCGGGCAGCUGCAGCCCCAGUCUGUCCCCUAGCUCUGCCCAAAGCAGUCCGGCCACACAAUCGCCGUAGUAGCGGCCCACCUUUUUAUUAUUCCUCACGAUGCCCUCUGUGUCCUCCCUCGGCGUUCUAAAGAGGAGGGGGCCAAGGAGUGGGGGGGGGGGGGGGCCUUGCCCCUAACUGCUGAACUCAGGAGACUAGCAGACCCAACCUCCUCCUCUCUCACGACACAAGUCCCCACCUCCUGAUCUGCUUCCCCUCACUGUGGAGCACCUUCCUGGUGUGAGGGGAGGGGAGGCCGGGGCAGGUCGGGGCAAUAGUAUGCCUCUGAGCGACCACACCGUAAACACUGCUGAUGACUCCUCCCGCGUCUCCCUCCACUCUGCCCCUCCACUGCUGCGCCUCCUUUCGCCACCUUUUCCCCAAAAAAGACUAAUGGAAACAAAUCUGGGAUGCAGUGGUGACCAGUUUCGAUUGGAACUGAGAGUGGGCGGGGCAUCGUGGGACAAAUAUAUGAUCAAGGACAAUGCAUACAGACUGACUUGACAAACACCAGACACUUUUCUUUUGUUGUACUCUGAGGCAGACUGCAAGCUUGGGACUUGUCAAAAGACCCCCCCCCCCCUCCUCAAAGACUCUGGGUCUUUUCUCUUUUUCCAACUUCAAAAAAAACAGAUUUCGUACAAAAGAUAUAUAAAUAUAUAUAGAAAGUUAAGGAACUAUUGUGAUUGCCAUGUCCAGAACAGAAUGGCAGGUUGAAAUGAGGACAUGUUUUCUGAGAUUAGAAAUUGUUGUAUUCCUCCACCGUUUGAAUCUUGUCAUACCCAUCGAGAGUAUUGAGAGAGACCUUUCAGUUUGAUCACAUUUGUACAUUAUUCCAAUUAACGAAAAGUAAAAGAUGUUGACAUUUCUCUCCAGUCUACACACGCAAACAAACAAACAAGACACACACACACACGUGCACAGAAAACAAGUCGCAAUGAAUAUCACCCACUAUUCCAGGUUGGAUUUGUUUUCCUUUUUUUUCCUGUUUUUGUUUUUUUUUUGCUUCCAAGAUGAUGGAAUAAAAUGAUUGUAUGAACUUGGUUGUAUGAUAUGGUCACAGGUCCUUUCAAGAAAUCAAAUUAAUGAAGAUUCAUUAUUAAGGUGUAUUUUAAGUAGCCUUUGAGUUUGUGUAUAUAAGCUUUAUUCAUUUCUGUAAAACUAUGAAGAGUUUUUUAGGCUUCACCUGAUUAUUAUUAUUUUAAUUUUUUAAAGAAUACCAUCUAUGUGUUUUGUUUCUAGGUUUGUGAUGCAAGAAAAGACAUUUUGAGCACAUUUUACUGAAGGAAGUUCUUUCAUGUGUUGUGUCCUACUAAAUACUGGACAGACCCUUAACCAAUCACUGGCUGUUCAGAAUGUGGCUUUCACAGACAAUUUCAACCCCCCCUUCCCCCCCUUCACUUUUAAAACGUGUUUUUACAUACAGUAGAAUGACUAAGUAGCACUCCAGUCGGGGCAUAGCUUUUUUUGGGGCCAUGUUGGCAGAAAGAGAUGGUGUUUCUGAAAAAUGGUGAGCCAGACGGCACUUGUAGCCUGCCAGGUUCAAGUGAGCCGCAGCAGCUCCGCCUCAAAGAGAAUUAAAAUGUGAAGAAAGGUGUACAUACACACUGUAUUAAACACACGGGAUUCUCAGAAGUCUCUGAAUGGAUCAAUAAUCUGUCGUGGAUGGGAAAAGGCUAGAUUGUAGUGAUGCCUCUGCUCUUGUCAGUCGUCAAGGCAAGUGAAGGUCCCAAAUGUGAUGUCUGUCAGCUAAGUCCUCACAACCCCCCCCCCCCCCGGUAACCUGUGGUAGAAACGAAUAUGUGACUUUUUUCCAGAGCAACCUCGCACCCUGUGACUCACUUUACGCCAAAACGCCUUCACCGUUAACACACACACACACACGUUUCAUCUAGACCAUCGUUACUGUACACACGCCAAUGUCUCAGGAAGGAAUCAUUUUGUGUGCUUGGCCUGUUCUAUGUCCUGUGCUGCACCCCCCCUAACCCUCCACAGAUGCGAGCGCGCGCACACACACACACACACACACACACACACUUCUGCUACUGAGCCCCUGAAUUUUUCUUCAGUCACUCGUUUUUUUUGUUUGUCCUGGCAGACCAGGACUUGUGCAGAGAGACACUUACCCUAACCCUGCAACGUUACGACAUAGGAUGCCAGUGUGGAGUCUCUCCGAGUCGUUUCAUGUGUUCUUUUUAUUUGUACGGUCAAAGCUGCUUUCAUCAUUAAGGACUGUCCACAACAGCGCACAACUUUUCCCUCCACAGCUAAUCUGGAAUAGCAACGGACACACCGUCAGUUUGAGAAUUAUGGAGUAUGUUGCAAUUUUGUCAAGAUUAUCAAGCAACUUUGAAAAAAAAGAAAAGAAAACAACAAAAAAAAAGAUACAAAAAUAAAAACAUUUAAUAUUAAAUGAGUUUGUGUUGGCGUGUGUCAUUCUUUUCAUUCACAUGCUACAGGCUAAGUAUGUUUUCAUGCAUCA
Molecule: messenger RNA, 8136 nt
Organism: Anarrhichthys ocellatus (wolf-eel)
Lineage: Eukaryota; Metazoa; Chordata; Actinopteri; Perciformes; Anarhichadidae
Gene: raraa
Product: retinoic acid receptor, alpha a
Exons: 9
Coding region: 4272-5684 (470 amino acids)
Biological process (GO): retinoic acid receptor signaling pathway; cellular response to corticotropin-releasing hormone stimulus; regulation of transcription by RNA polymerase II
Cellular component (GO): transcription regulator complex; nucleus
Molecular function (GO): zinc ion binding; nuclear glucocorticoid receptor binding; nuclear receptor activity
Source: RefSeq, a predicted model, not a curated record